AACCUACCUUCCUUAGUUCGCCUGCCUAAGUGUGAGUACAUCUGUAUAUUUAUCAUGGAAUCAACAAUAACAUCAAGUUCACUAUUCGAUGCUGAUUUCGAUAAAAGCCAACUUCCACCGAUCGACCAAAAGCGGUUAGUGACUUUUAUUAAUCAUUUUCUUAUCGACACAACGAAGUUUCUUAAUUCAUUCCUUGUCAAUUGUGAGAACAAAUUCGUUACAUUGGAAAGUCGAUUGCAGAAAAUUAACUCCGAAUUGACUAUCAUCGAAUCGAAGGUUUUCCAAGGUGAACUCAAAAAUGCGGUGCCUGUAGACGAUCCAGAAACCGAAAAUCAGACACAGGAUACUGUCGAUCAGAAAAGUGUCAGCGACUCAGACAAUUCCAAUCAAAAUACGUCAACAGAAGAUGACAAGGCCGUACAAGAAACGUCAACAUCCAGUCCUGCAACGUCAGAGGAGACUGGAGUUCGAGUUUGUGAAGACGCUCGGUACGAUAAAUACUUCAAGAUGAAACAGUUUGGUGUGCCAGCCGAAGCUGUUAAGUUGAAAAUGUCUGCAGAGGGUUUGGAUCCGUCAUUGUUGGAUCAACCGAAUCGUAUACUUGAAGACGGCGUCAAGAAAACCGUGGUCUUGGAAGACGAAUAAAAGUCUUGUUCGUUCCUUCAGCAAAUCAUGAAUAAAUUCACCGUCGAUUAAGUCGAUUAAGUUUAAAGAUUUUAUUUUACUGAAAUUGUUAGCUAGGCCCAGGCCAAUAAAAUUUUGUA
Messenger RNA from Bradysia coprophila, 764 nucleotides. RefSeq names its product Coiled-coil domain containing 53 (gene CCDC53). Gene Ontology annotation, biological process: exocytosis; actin filament polymerization. Gene Ontology annotation, cellular component: WASH complex. Lineage: Eukaryota; Metazoa; Arthropoda; Insecta; Diptera; Sciaridae. The record is from RefSeq and is a predicted model, not a curated record.